This is a messenger RNA of Sarcophilus harrisii (Tasmanian devil), 2712 nucleotides long. RefSeq names its product Fas associated via death domain (gene FADD). The transcript is spliced from 3 exons. Bases 205 to 786 code for a protein of 193 amino acids. The record is from RefSeq and is a predicted model, not a curated record. NCBI's taxonomy places the organism in Eukaryota, Metazoa, Chordata, Mammalia, Dasyuromorphia, Dasyuridae. Gene Ontology annotation, biological process: negative regulation of extrinsic apoptotic signaling pathway via death domain receptors; signal transduction. Gene Ontology annotation, molecular function: protein binding.
AAAUCCCCAAGUCUGCCCCGGCCCAGGACACCAGCAGGAACCAGGAAGUCGGGGCCCUUCUUCAGAGGAAGGCCUGCUGUCGGACUCGGGGGGCCCGGCCUUCCCGAGUUUGCCUCCCCUGGCCCUCUCCAUCUACGUGGCCCCUGCGGAGUUGGCAUUGGUGGGUACCCGGCGGCUGCUGGCUCACCCCUUUACCGAAGGGCCAUGGAGAAAGCGGACUCGUUCCUCCUUGUGCUCCAGCACAUCUCCUCCAACCUGUCCAGGAAGGAACUGGAAGACAUGAAGUUCCUUUGCAAAAUGAAAAUUGGGAAGAGGAAGCUAAAUGAGAUCGAAUAUGGGACCGAACUCUUCUCGUGCCUGAUGCAGCAGAAUUUACUCUCCAUGAGCAACACAGAUUUCCUGGUCUCGAUGCUCCAGAGCCUGAAGAGGGACGAUCUGAUUCAGGAGUUGGCCAAUUUUGUGGACAACAAGCCUGGGCCUGGGCAGCGGCUGGAUCCACAGGUGGAAGCCCAAUUGGAGGUCGCCUUCGAGAUUCUCUGUGACCACGUGGGUCGGGACUGGAAAAGGCUGGUGCGUAAGCUUGGCGUUUCCCAGGUGCUCAUCGAUAGGAUGGUUUAUGCACAUCCUCAUGACCUGCGCGAACAAUUCUACCAGUCACUAUUACUCUGGAAAAACUCAAAUGAUACAGAAGCCAAUGUGUCCACCAUCGAAAAGGCACUUCGGGACUGUUACCUGAACCUAACAGCAGACAUCUUAGCGGAAAGACUGGAGAAGCUGGAGCUGUGAAAAAGCCCCCAGCGGUGAUGGCUGGGAGCUGGACAGUCAGGCUCCUCAUAAAGCAGUUUGGGGAGCUAAGUGCCUUCACUGAGAUUCAUCUGUAAAAUGAGAAAGUUGGUCCUCUGAGAGUGGUCCAGACCAGAUCCCCGGCAGGCUGGGCUUGCCAUGCUGCUCUUCCCAUUUUCUCACCAUCUGCCUUGUGAUCGUCCUCUAGCCCUGGGAAAUCUGAAUAAAUCCACACUUAUCAUUCCCCAAAAGCCCAUGUCAACCAGUAGCCUUAUUCGCCUCCCCAGAUACCCCCCAGAUAAGACUGUAUAUUUCAAGAGGGAAGGAUAGAAGGUCCCUUUUUAAAAAAUCUUUAUUCUCACUUGUGAAAACCUGAAGCAAUUUGAUGAAUAUUGCCCUUAGGCAGAUUAAUCAGGGCCCCAGUGGGCCUCUGGGUAAGAACAGAAGAACAGUUUUGGAGUCUUGACUGAGAGCUACUGUGUCCCCUUUUGUGGACCCCUUUUAGCCUACUCAUCCUAGAGCCUUCCUGUCCUUCUCCACUGAGAGCAUGGGAAUCUAUUUUUAUUAAAUAGAUCUCUGGGAAUCUUUAAGGACCCAGAGAUCCAUUGCUCCCAAUAUCAGAGUAACCGGAAUUCUUGCAAAUGGGUUUAACCUUAUUCUUUUGUGUGUGUGUAUGUGCUUUAUUUAAUAUUUUUAUUUUUCCCAUUUAUAUAUAAACCAUUUUUUACAUUUGUUUUUAAAACUUUGAGUUGCAGGUUCCCUCCUUCCCCCUUCCCCAGUUGAGAAGACACACGUGAAGUUACAGGCUGGGAUUUUCUCUGGGAACCAACAGAUUGAUCUGCUGCGUUCCAGGCACGGGGGACGAGCCGGUGAAAAGUGAAUUCCCAGUAGGGACCCCUUCCGACGUGGGUUGGGUGCCAAGGCCCCUGCCGGCUCUCAAAUUCUGUGUUAAUAGAAACGAGCCCACUUUUCCUUCAUGUGUACACUAACGAAUUUUUGAACACGAGAUCUAGAGGGAGCUCAGAGACCAUAGUCAUCACAUCUUACAUGUGAGAUAAUGGAGGCCCUUACCUCUCUUAAAUGAUUCACCUAAAGCCACCAGCUAAUUAGUGGCAGAAUGACUACAACACCAGACUUCUGACUGGUGCCCUUCCUUUCCAUUAAGUUGUCUUUAACCUCAGAGACUCUUUCCUAGAAAAUAGAUAAUGCUCCCAUGAAGAUAGAGUUCUCCAGAGGCCCACAUAUGCACAUGUUAUUUAGGUCCUAACUAUGCACUUCCUAGUCCUCAGUUUGUCAUCAGCUCAAGAGACUGUUUUCACCAAAUGACCCCAACAUUUACUAGGUUGGAUUGAAAACUUCUGAAUAAAGGAGAUAUUUUUUAAAAAAAUUUUUUAAGUUGGUGAUUUGAAAAAUUUUGCAUUAAAACUAUACAGAUCAUAAUUUCAUCUUUUCUUGAUGGUUCAGUAAAUAGUUAAGGGUCUUAUCUGGCCCGUGUUCCUUGUUAUGAAUAUGUUAUUGUUCAGUGGGUAUAUGGAUAUUCUGAAUAAUAGAUUUCUAUAAUUGAUAGAAACUUCAAAAGACUAGCUCAUUUCACUGUUUUUUUAUGUAUUUUUAAUUUCUGCAGAAAAAUAUUUUAAAUGUAAAUUUAAUUGUACCAAAUUCUGGGCACAGUGAUGGAAUGACUGUAAUUCUUAUUGAUUGCUCAAUAUUGACAAGAUAUUAUUUACAUCUAAAAAACUCACACUACAAGACUAAGUGCUCUGAAUUCAUGAACCGUCUGAAGAAUAUUUUUUAAAUGGUAGGGCUUUGUAACUUUCAAAUACACAAAGUAAUUCAAGAGUGUUGGGCAUUUUUUUAAAUAAAUAAACUAUAAUUAAUUCAAGAGUAUUGGGGUCUUAAAUAAAAUAUAUCUAAUUAACAUACUAAUUG